CCCUCGAUUAAGCACCCUCUCGAAUAAGCGCCCCCCGUCUUCACCUAAAUUCGAAAUAAGCGCCCCGGGUAGCAUGCCAUUUUCGUCCCCAAAGUCAUCUGUCUCUCUUGGCCGGCGAGGCCUUGACAUGAAAAAAAAAAAAGCUGAUUCGGGAGACUCGUGAUUUGAUUGGCUGGAUCUUGCAAAAUAUCCACUGGUUGGUCCCCGAACCCUGGCCUGCGAACGCAGACGCAUUUCACUUAGGCAGCAAGGCCCGUCAGACGAAACAAAUGAAUGCCAUCCCCGGCUAGAAUUUACUUCACUUAGUAAAACUCGGUUAAGUUCUGUUGGUGCUCUAAUCGAACUGAUUUAUGUGACUAAACUUCGAAUGAACAAAAUCAGGUGAUGGGCUCCUGACAAAAUGAGACGGGAUGACGGUGUGUACCAUUUCACGGCAUUUGGAAAAACUUCUAGAAGAAAUGACUGUUCCGUUUCACUAUCCAACGAAACGACUCCGUAGUUCAUCAUGGAACAUGGCAAUAACGUGAAAAAGGAAAAUAGUUCCCUGAUUUUCAAAUCAUUCUGGUAAAAACGAGAAAAUUAAGAACGCAGCUGUAUUCUGAAUCUGCUUGGCAGUGCAAAUUAAAUAUUAACGAUAAAUUGGCCUGCUUUCAGCCAAUCACUAAGAAGUCGUCUCUUUCAUAAAAAUAUAUGUUAUAAUUAGCAAGCUGUCAGUGUUUUUGAGUGCUUGCCUUCUAUUGUUUACAUUAAAAUUUAUGUGUUAAAGUGUUUAAGAAGUGUUGGUAAUUAAUGUUACCUAAUAUUAGUUCUAGAUCGUCAACUAGUGUUGACCGUUCAAGAACUGAGACGCAACAUGGGUCUUGAUGCGCUCCACUUUGUCAGUUUCCUUGCUGUGCUCAUAUCAGUGAGCUCUGAGGAAACUUCAAAAGGGCAGCCAGCUUUCCGUGACAAUGGCAUUUUGUAUGCCAACUUCAAGACUCACAGCAACUCCUACUUAAAUAUAACAAGUGUUGGUACAGAACUUGUUAAAGACAUCACAGAGUGUGGGUUUGCAUGUGUUGCUAAAGAUUCCUGUUUCUCUUUUAACCUGGCGCGGAAUAAAGCAUUUCCGCGGCUGUGUGAGCUGCUGCCUUCAAACGUGUACAGCAAGGCGGACAAGGUCGUUUCAAGUCAAUCGUAUGAUCAUUUCAGCAUUCCGUCGCCAUGCUCGAGUGGACCGUGCCAGAACAAUGGAACCUGCGAACCAGUUUAUGAGACGGAUAGCUUUAUGUGUCUUUGUGGAAAAAGAUACACGGGAAAGAACUGUGAGAAAGUUGAUAGGAACUGCAGCUGUUUAUCAGGGUUAGGCAGAAAGAAGUCGUGUAAAACAGGGUACCGCUUGAUAUUUCCAGAGAAUCGAAGUGUCCAAAACUACGCCAUGAAGCAACCAGCCAUAUCGUCUAACCUCAACGCAUUUUCCUUGUGCCUUUUUCUGAAAGUGAUCCCAGACAACUUCGUCAAUCACGUUAUCAGCUAUGCCAGAAACAGCGAUAAUGAUUUGACUAUUUAUUUUUCAAGUCAGCUGGUGGGGAUCCAUAUAUUAGGCGCGGAGGCGAGGACUAUUCCCAGCAUUCUGCUCGCAGAUAGUAUCUGGCAUCACCAUUGUUUCACGUGGAGCAAUACUAAUGGUGAAUACAAAUUCUAUAAGGAUGGCAAACUGGAAGGCCAAUAUGUUAAUGUCGAAAAAGGUCACAUGAUUCCGUCUGGAGGUGUAAUGGUGCUCGGACAGGACCAAGACAGCAUUGGAGGAGGUUUCGACGCCCAACAAGCUUUCGUUGGUGAAUUGACAGAACUGAACAUGUGGGACAGCGUUUUAUCUGAAAGCGAUGUUGCAGCCCAGUACGAGAACUGCAGCAUACCCCAUGGCUCAGUUCUGACUUGGCCUUUUUUCAAAGAUGCAGUCCAUGGAAAAGUGCAAGUGGUUGAACCAUAAUCUACUCCAUCAGCUCAAAAAGGGUUACCACCAAAAUAUUUUAAAACUAGGUUUGUUUUUGUAGUCAUAGCUAUAGCAAAACUCUCACUUCAGUUGAGAAAAACACAGUACCCAAAAUAAAUUCUUUUAUCAAGUAACGAGGCCUUUUAUAAUCCCAAUCUUUCUUUUCCUCUUUUGCCUCAUAGUUCCGUUGUUUUAUUUGGUGGUUUGUUUGUUUGUUUAUCUUGUUAUUUUUACUUUGUUUUGUUCCUCGAUCGCAAAGUCGUAUUAUCAGUUAAUUUCCCGUAUCUCGGGAACAUAUUGUUAUUUGAUAGUAGGUUUCGCCUUCGCCUAAGUCUAUUUGUGGAAAAUGUUCGUUCUGAUUAUCGUAGCUCAUCUCACGUAAUCGCAACCAUGUUUUCAGUGAUUCACUCAAUGUCUAGUCGACUUAUUAUGAUCGAGACGUGAAAAGUAGCAAUUGCAAAAACUGCAAUGGGUAGUAAAGUUCGCCUUUGAGAGUAAUGUAAAAAUAUAACUUUGGAGGGAUUACCUUAGGAACAUUGCCAAUAGAGGGUAAUAACUCCUCUCCCUUCAUGUGUCUUACUCAGACUUAUUACCGCAAUAAUAAACAUAUAAUGGAGGAAGCGUUGUCGAGCGGUUAAAGCGCUGUACUUGUAACCUGGAGGGUUCCACCGAACUGCCAUUGGGGUACCGUCUAUUAGUGUGUCUCCUUCAAAAUGCUUUGUAAAUAACCGACCGGUUAAAUUCCUACCAGAUGGGAUUCUUGAACAAUAACGUUUGUUUAAAAUAGCUGUUUGUCCUUUCCAGUAGGUUACUUGAAAAGUGACUGCUUUGUCGCAAAUGAAUAAUUUUUUAGCUUAGUACACAUCCCGUCUACCGAUAUUCAUCUGUAAUUUAAGGGAUUUGUUUGGUUAAUUAAUUAUGAGUGUAACUUGGUGCACUAAAAUCAAUAACAUGGAAAGAGAAACACCGAAAUCGGAAAAGACUCGAAAGGAAAGGGUUAACACUGGGGCAAGUCCUUGGCGGCUAUCCCCCAAUUAGCGAUUACUUCCUAGCUAGUUGGAAUUAGAUAAGAAUCAUUCUUAAAAGAGUGUUCCAAGCUUAGUCGGCGUAAUCCAAUGUUACUGGUUUCAGUCCAUGCCGUACUUUUGAGCUUGUGAGUAUAGUCGUGAUGACUGGUAGCAUGAAAUGAGCGUCGCAGCAAAAUGUAUGGCAUUUACUAGACGAGUAAAAGCAUUUGACAUAAGUUACAAGGAUGAACUGUGAACAUUGGCAAUAUAACCAAGAAGAGAACUGUGAAAUCUGAUAUAACAUCGCUCAGUUGCUUGUAGUGUAUAAAUUUACUCUCAUCUAUAUUUAACUUUAAAGUAAAGUUAUCCAUAUACAGUAAGUGGGAGUCACCUCCAUUUAGGUUCUUUAUGCCUUUGUUGUUCUUCUGGUUUUCCAGUUUGAUUAAACUCGAAGUAAUCUUGUUCUAGUUACGCCAGCAAGAUUAUUUUAGGUUUCCUAGGUUGUUUUCACAAUUAUGCUUCCGUUGGCAGCUGUAGUAGCGCAAAGUGAGUUGGUUUGAGUUUAUUUAAGCUUAUAACCUAAACACGGUUAUUGAUUGCCAAGGAUCUCUGCCUUGUCAAAGUAGCCCCCUCCUGUGAAGGCUCUAGUACCAAUUGACCCAUCACAGUUGUUUAUAUAGAUGCGACACUUUAGCUCAUUUAAAAGAAAUAAAGUCGAUUGGUGACUCAGAAUGUGAAGUCUUCUCUUGAGCUUUAGUAGAUUGUAAAAUAGUCAUUCUCCCUCAAAAAGUUUAUACUGGGAGGGGAGGAGCGCAAAACUUCAGAGACGUUCACGCCGAACUUCCAUUUCAUGCAAUUACGCUCUUUCCAGUAUUCGUUAAAGACAGUAGGUGCAAAACUAAGGACUGAUUCAAGAAGUACCUCCAUAACUGAGCGUGUUAACCAUUCCCCGAAGUUCCACUAGUAAUGGUGAAGUUUAGGGUAUCUUUAAUACUAUGAAAUAAACAGAAAACCGAUUUGGGGACUAUGAUUAUUGUCAUUGACCGAUUUACCUUUGGAAGACAAGUAAUACGUCUAACAUUAAGUGCGCUUAAGUAAAUGUGAGACAGAAAACCAGUGUGUUGACGAAAAAACGCUGUUGGGAGAGAGACUGUCGGUCGCUUGAUUACAAAUUUAAGUUAACAGAUUCACAGUUCUGAGAAGUUCGUCUGUUUAAUUUAUGCGCCUUCCAGUUGCAUAAGCCCGUUAAGUUUUAAAUGUCGCAUAGAUUCCGUUUUUAGCCACAAACGUAUAAUACCUCUAAGAUGCAUUGUUCCUCUGCGUCCUGCCGAACGUGAAGCAAACGCGAAAAAAGUGCGGCAGCAACUGGCCCCAGUUUCUACGCGGCCUUUUCUAUUUCUUGGUUUGUUCAACCGCUGCCGGUUUUUUUUGCUUCCAGUUGAAGCUAAAAUUGACAACAACAAAACAGAAAAGACGAUAGAAUGCUUUUUUAUUUUUAUAUUUCUAUCCGUCACGUAUUCAGCGUAUUUUAAAUUAACUAUUCCAUCAAAACCACAACGGUCAAAGCAAAAACAACUUCUGUUAUAGUUUGCUUUCCCAAUUCAUUUCAUCUUGUUUUCUUGGAAACGCCAGGACGCCAAAGGAAAAAAGGUAAUGUCAUGUAAAAGGCGAGAGUAAUGUUGCGAUAUUAUACUUAUCAAACCAUCUCUUAGCGAUGUUCUCUUUUGAGAACUAAUCAAAUAAAGCCACCUGAAAAGUUAAGUUUUUAUUGCCGUGAGCGCAAACUGUUCUAAAGAGUGACGCUUAAAAGUUGCUAUCAUUCUCCCAAGUGCAUUCAAACGUCACACCAUCAGCGAAUCUAAUUCAAGUUUAUUCAUUUGGCUUUAACUCUACUAUGGGUAUCUACUUUGCGCAAUGGACAAAUCAUAUAGGUACUUCUUAAGGUCAUUCCGCUGAAAUAGAACCUGCAC
This is a messenger RNA of Orbicella faveolata, 4952 nucleotides long. Its product is annotated as C-reactive protein-like. The record is from RefSeq and is a predicted model, not a curated record. NCBI's taxonomy places the organism in Eukaryota, Metazoa, Cnidaria, Anthozoa, Scleractinia, Merulinidae.